Messenger RNA from Eimeria tenella, 405 nucleotides. Its product is annotated as Chromosome II, complete genome, related. The coding region runs from base 1 to 405 and encodes 134 amino acids. NCBI's taxonomy places the organism in Eukaryota, Apicomplexa, Conoidasida, Eucoccidiorida, Eimeriidae. Gene Ontology annotation, cellular component: mitochondrial inner membrane. The record is from RefSeq and is a predicted model, not a curated record. Gene Ontology annotation, biological process: pyruvate import into mitochondria. The transcript has 3 exons.
AUGGCAGCAGCAGCAGCAGCAGGCCGCUCUCUCUUCUUUCCUGGAAUAGCCCCGGCGCUGCAGCGCCGCGCCCUGCAGCUGCCGCUGCCGCAGAAGGCGAAGGACUUCAUCAGCCACCCCGCGGGGCCCUUCACCAUUCACUUUUGGGCCCCAACUUUCAAGUGGGGAAUUUCCAUCGCCAAUUUAAUCGACAUGCUCGACAAAGACGUCGCCGGAGUCUCGCCUGCGCAGCAAAUCGUUAACGUCGCAAUGGCACUAACCGGCUGCAUGCAGUUGGCCCGCGUUGCCUACCGAGAGUUUCAGGGCAGCAGCAGCAGCAGCAGCAGCAGCAGCAACAGCAGCACUGGGAGCAACAGCAUUGGCAGCAGUCCCAAAGACAGCAGCAGCAGCGACAAAGCUGCAUAA